This is a messenger RNA of Paracoccidioides lutzii Pb01, 1245 nucleotides long. RefSeq names its product FAD dependent oxidoreductase superfamily. The transcript is spliced from 6 exons. The record is from RefSeq and is a predicted model, not a curated record. Bases 1 to 1245 code for a protein of 414 amino acids. Gene Ontology annotation, cellular component: cytoplasm. Gene Ontology annotation, molecular function: oxidoreductase activity.
AUGGUUCCUUCAACUUCUAAAUCAUUCCCACAACCCAAUGGUAUGCGCUCGUUCUGGCAUACAGAGCUAGAUGCCCUAGAGAAUCACCGCUCAACUGAAAGUCUCCCGAGCGAAUGUGAUGUCCUGAUAAUAGGAGCUGGGUACGCAGGCGUCUCUACCGCGUAUCACCUUCUACAUGAUAAUCCAUCACCGCCCAUUGUAGUAAUUCUUGAAGCCCGCGGGCAUUUGCGGCCCAACCGUUUUCUUCCCAUAAUAACACAUGCAAAAAAACAUGGACUUGAAGCUGCGAUCGAACUGUCUAAUUUCGAGGCCGAUCAUAUACCGGCGAUUGGAGAGGUGAUUAGAAAAGAAGGGAUUGAUUGUGAUUUCACGUUGACAAGGAGUUUUGAGGUGCUUCUUCGAGAGGACCAUUGUGAGGAGAUUGCAAGAGCAUAUAAGGAGCUCCUGAAAUUAGGAAUUCCCCUCAGACAGGAUGUGCAGUACACAUCAAAGGAUGCAGAAAGGAUAUCUGGCGUCAAAUUGGCCAAAGGUUGUUUCCACUACACAGCCGCACAUAUCUGGCCAUAUAAAUUCGUCCUACACCUCCUUUCCACCCUAACCUCCCGCGGCUCCAGCAGCGUGAACCUGCAAACCAACACGGCCGUCACCGAAAUCUCCGAAACGCCAGAUCCAGUCACAGGGGCGUGGACCGUAGUUACCGAAUCACGGGGCUCCAUCAAUGCAAAGAAAGUAAUCCUCGCCACGAAUGCGUAUACCGCAGCUAUCGCACCUCAAUAUGCAGCCGCAUCGUUACCCCUGAAAAGAAGCACCCUCCUUACUUACCCAACACGUACACCAGAUGGUAGUAUCAUUGUAGGAGGUGGAAGGAAGGACUAUGUCUCCGAUCUGGAGACACCACUUUAUUGGUGGGAAGAUAGUGAUGCUUAUACAGAACAGGUGUGGUCUGGAGUAAUGGGCUUCUCUACAGAUCUCCUCCCGCACGUGGGACCCAUACCAGGCAAACCAAAUCAGUAUAUCUUAGCCGGUUUCAGUGGUCACGGCAUGCCCAUGGCGUUCCUUACUGCAAAGGGAAUCGCCAAGAUGAUCCGUAAUGAUGAAGGGAAUGGAGACUUGCCGUUUGAAAAGACGGGAAUUCCACGAUUGUACAAGAUGACUCGGGAGAGAUUGGAGUGUGAUCGGAAUGAUAUAUUGGCGGCGAAGCUUGGGGUUGACAAAGUUAACGUGAGAGGCGAAGUGAGGGUUUGA